Phytophthora nicotianae INRA-310 is the source of this 2054-nucleotide messenger RNA. RefSeq lists its product as hypothetical. The transcript has 3 exons. Gene Ontology annotation, molecular function: copper ion transmembrane transporter activity. The record is from RefSeq and is a predicted model, not a curated record. Lineage: Eukaryota; Oomycota; Peronosporomycetes; Peronosporales; Peronosporaceae. The coding region runs from base 287 to 1270 and encodes 327 amino acids. Gene Ontology annotation, cellular component: membrane. Gene Ontology annotation, biological process: copper ion transmembrane transport.
CAGCGAUAGCUCCUCGCGAGGCGUACACGACCCAAUGAUCUAAGUGGCCGAGUAAUGACCUGCGUCGAGUUAACAUCCCGUCAAGAUACAAGUAUUCAUUAUCACAAGGUGCGUUUUCGGUAGUCUGCAUGCUCAAUGAUCUGAGUCCAAACCCUCCUGUAUAUAAUAUCACGGGUUUACUGCUCCUUUGCGACCAUCACUUUUGGCAGGAUUUCCACCACGUCAGUACAGCAACCUCAAGACUUCUCUACCAGUACCAGAUCAACCUGCUGUCUCUCACGCACCCAUGACCAGCGUAAACCAUCGUCUCGCAGCGCUUCUCUUGCUGUGUACGGCCAUAUUCGCGCUCUCCAGCGUCAACGCCAUGAACAUGGACGACAUGCCGGACGACCCCGUAAGCGGCGAGAUGGUAAUGAGCAAGGCUUACAACCUGCAGCUCAAGAACGGUCAGAGACUACGCUUCGCCACUCAAGACACGCUUGACGCCUUCCUCGACGACCCGCUAAAGGGACUGAAAGGUGUGAUGUCUGCUCCAUCCACACACCAUCAUAAUGAGGAAGAGAAGAGCGUAUUAUGCCCCGUGUGCGGCAUGGCGUCGUCCGUCUCUAGUGGCCCGGAAGUAACGAUGAGGCACGGCGACCAGGCAGUGCACACGUGCAGUAUGACGCAUGCGCGUGAAGUGUACGACGAUAUUCUGUCGUUCCAAGCCUCAAAGGAGGGAAAUGCGGCUAAAGGAGAGCACGGAUUCUGCUCUGGACCAGGCACGACCAUGUUGAACGGCUUCUCGCUAAGUGGCAACUCCACGCCGUGCAUCUUGCUGUGGUUCCCCGGGUGGGUGUUAGAUUCGCGUGUACGCUACAUUUUUGGGGGCAUCCUGGUGGCACUGGUGGCUGUUUUCAACGAGUAUUUGUUGCAGUUGCGCCGUGUACUGCGUAAGGUGAGCAGCGUCAAGCGAUUGAUGAGCAGCAACGCGCCAAAUGCUGCGGAGAGUGCUCAAUUACUGCGAUCGACGGCUCAAAAUAUGCCGUUGGCCGACUCCUGUGGGCCGAAUUGGUUCCGUACACUCUCUCCAGAGACACAGCACGGUAUACACUGUUUGCUCCAUGGCGUCACUCUUUUUGUGGCCUAUAUGCUCAUGCUAGUGUCCAUGACGUACGACUUUACGUUGCUAUUGUGGGUAAUUGCCGGCUAUGUGGUCGGCCACUACGUCUUUGGCGAGCGCCGUGAAGCUCCUCUUAGCAACGGGGAGAUGGAGUCCAAUUUUCCAUAGACAGUUGAGCUGUCUUUGCUUUUUUUCCAUUCAUUUCUAACGUUAAUAUAUGGCUCACAACUGCCGAAAGCACGAUGAAAAAUGACUAUAACUGGAUGCAGGAAAAACGCCGAUAUACUAGACGCGGAUCCACUACGCGGACUUAUUGACCUUGACGAAGAAGGGAAUGCCAAUCUGGGACGCAAGACUAGAGUCAUGCAACAUCCAUGCCAUGGAGGUAUUGCGCUUUAAUUGUGCACGUGAAAAAAAGUAUCAAUCUGUCAGAUGUAUCAAGCGUGGAUGCGCUCGCAUGGACUUGCGACUCGCCGCCGACAGGAAGAGAUCGCGGCUCAAUUGCUAAACGAAAUGUUGGUGUAGGAGCGCUUAUCGUCGACGUCUACGACUACAAGUUGACCGGAAAUCCUGGAAAGCAACGAGCCAAUGAACCUAAGCCGUUGAUUUUUUUUUUCACAAGCAAGUAGAAGAGAACGGAAACAGUCACGAAGAUGGAGUAUCGUCAGCUGGGCCUAUGACCAAAACCGCCAAACUGGGACGCCAGACUCGCGCAGAUUACGAAUACGAGCCAGAUGAUAAGAGCUGAUCGCGCGAAGUUACAAAGCGUAUACCAAGUUGCUCGAUGGCUCCUUCACUAUUGCAAAGUCCGCAGCGACGAGAUCCUGACGACAGCUACACUGAGAAGAUUGACGCCAACCGAGUCAAACCAAUCUAGUAAGGAAUCUUGAAAAUCUCCGGAUCAUGCCGAGGAAAGACAAAGUUUUGAUAAUACAUUUUUUUUCUACAUCAA